This is a messenger RNA of Racocetra persica, 120 nucleotides long. The record is from the annotation of a GenBank genome assembly. NCBI's taxonomy places the organism in Eukaryota, Fungi, Glomeromycota, Glomeromycetes, Diversisporales, Gigasporaceae.
GAAGAUUAUGAAUCUAUACAUAAAGAAGAGUAUGAACCAAUGUAUGAGAAAGAGCAUAAACCAAUACAUAAGGAAGAGCAUGAACCAAUAUAUAAGAAAGAGUAUAAACCAGAGUUAUAG